Molecule: messenger RNA, 2101 nt
Organism: Cuscuta epithymum
Lineage: Eukaryota; Viridiplantae; Streptophyta; Magnoliopsida; Solanales; Convolvulaceae
Source: the annotation of a GenBank genome assembly
UUUAUCCGAUUAUAAUUAAGUCAAUCUCUACAUUUUGUGAAGAUAUUUGCUUUUCGAAAUGUGGAGGCAUGAUUGUAAAAAAAAUCCAAUUUUGUCUGAUUCCUCUCGUUGGUAUCAGACUUCCAGCCACAUCAGCAGGCUCUAGAUUAUAAUAUACCCAGUAAUGCGGAGUAACAAAUUCCCAACGUGCUGAAAUUAAUCAUUGAGAAAACAUGGCAAUCGAAGAAGGGUGCAACAAAGAAGAAAUUCGGACUUCCCUACUUGGUGGCACUCAUGAUAAGGGGCAGAAUGGAGCUUCAUUUCUGGGUUCAGUGUUCAACUUGUCGAGCACCGUCGUCGGGGCCGGAAUUAUGGCUCUUCCGGCCACCAUCAAAGUUCUUGGCAUCGGACUUGGCAUUUCCACCAUCAUUUUCAUGGCAGUUUUGACCAAUUUCUCUAUAGACAUUCUUCUAAGGUUUAGCGGGUCAAACAAUAAUUCAUAUGCAAGUGUUAUGGGUGACGCGUUUGGGAAUUGGGGAAGAAGAUUGCUUCAAGUCUGUGUCCUCGUCAAUAACAUUGGCAUACUUGUUGUCUACAUGAUCAUAAUUGGUGAUGUGCUAUCUGGAACGAGCUCAGAUGGGGUUCACCAUGCUGGAGUGUUGGAGGGAUGGUUCGGAGAACAAUGGUGGACUGGGCGUCAUUUUCUUCUUCUUGUAAUCACUCUUCUGGUCUUUGCUCCAUUGGCUUUUUGCAAGCGCAUUGAUUCAUUGAGACACACAUCCGCCUUGGCAGUUGCACUUGCAGUUGUUUUCCUAAUCAUUACUGCAGGGAUCACCAUUUAUAAGCUGUUCACAGGCGGUAUUAAAAUGCCCAGAUUUCUCCCUAAUGUCACUGAUAUUACUUCCUUCUGGAGACUCUUCACUGUAGUCCCAGUUAUCGUCACCGCUUACAUCUGCCAUUUCAACGUGCAUAGCAUAGAGAAUGAAAUGAAAGACCCUCACCGGAUACGAUCAGUUGUGAGGGCGUCUUUGGCAAUUUGCUGCAUCAUAUACAUCAUGACAAGCUUGUUUGGAUACCUUUUGUUUGGCGAUUCUACUUUAGAUGAUGUGCUCGCCAACUUUAAUUCUGACCUAGGUGUUCCUUUUAGCCAUGUCCUCAGUGAUGCUGUUCGUAUCUCCUAUGCGCUUCACCUUAUGCUUGUUUUCCCAGUUUUGUUCUACCCUCUUCGUGUUAAUGUGGACGGUCUCUUCUUUCCCUCUGCAAGGGCUUUGGAGUCGGCUAAGUGGCGUUUUGCGUCCAUUAACCUUGGGCUCAUUAUUGUGGUGUUUGUAAUUGCAAAUUUUGUUCCCAGCAUUUGGGAUGCUUUCCAGUUCAGUGGGGCCACUGCAACUGUUUCUCUUGCCUUCAUUCUUCCUGCUGCCAUUGCAUUGAAGAAUGUACCUGGAAUAGCCACAAAGGAGGAUAAGAUAUUGUCGAUAUUCAUGAUAGUCUUGGCAGUGGCUUCAAAUGCAGUGGCCAUAUACAGUGAUGCAUAUGCUGUGUUCAACACGAAUUCAUCCCCAGAUAAGUGAUUACUGAUUAAUGUUCCUAUUCAUCAUCAUCUACCCGGACAUGAAGAUACAAUGGUCGAGGAAUAUGAAGAUUUUUUUCGGAAGCAAUGCAAUCUUGUUUUUCCGAGUUGUAUUGUAAAAUUAAAGGUACAUAGUUGUCGCUUUCUUGCAAUAAAAAAAUAAACAAUCGAGGCUGGCUUCUGAUGAAAUUGUCACUUGCGUUGAAGGACCAAACGCAAGCAAAUGUUUAUAUUAUGGGAUCCAAUUGAAUGAAAAAAGCUACAACAAUAAAUGAACAAGCCAGUAGUCACUUGACUGCAACUUAUUCCAUCCAUCUUUGCAUACAAGAGGGGAUCUCUUCUUACUUCAAAUGAGAUGUUGUAUCAUCAUUUAUGCAGCCUAAUGUUCUCUUUAUUGAGAUUCACUGUGAACUACAUUAAGGUAAAAAGGUUUACUACCAAAUCAAGCGUCAACAUAAUGUUAUUUACCCUUGACCAAAUUGGUAAAUAAAUUAGAUCACAAAAUAUUAUUUGGUGUCUUUCAUAGAGUUUACAUGAACACUUGUGCUUCCG